Molecule: messenger RNA, 1365 nt
Organism: Culicoides brevitarsis
Lineage: Eukaryota; Metazoa; Arthropoda; Insecta; Diptera; Ceratopogonidae
Product: procathepsin L-like
Exons: 1
Coding region: 1-1167 (388 amino acids)
Biological process (GO): positive regulation of apoptotic signaling pathway; immune response; positive regulation of peptidase activity
Cellular component (GO): lysosome
Molecular function (GO): cysteine-type endopeptidase activator activity involved in apoptotic process; cysteine-type endopeptidase activity
Source: RefSeq, a predicted model, not a curated record
AUGAAUUUUCCGUGGAUUUUGGUGUUUUUAACAUUCCUCAAAGGAACUUUUGCUUUAGAACUUGACUGGAAUCUACCAACUGACGAGAUCCUGAAGCAAUAUGAAACAGUAAAAGAUCAAACCGAAACCACUGGCGAAACAUUCCGCAAGGAAAUUUUAACGAAAAAUAUCGAAAAUGUCAAGGCACAUAAUGCUCGUUACGCAUCCGGACAAGAAACGUACCUUUUAGGUUUAAAUCAAUUCUCGGAUUGGACCGAAAUUGAACGAAAAUCUGUCUUGGGUUUCAAACCUCCAAACGCCCAAAGUGACGAAGAAGUCCUUCCAGCAGUUCGUGGUCCUGUCGAGGACUUUUUCGGGAUGAUUAUGAAAUUUUUUCAAUAUUUCACGCAGCGAUUUGGAAUUUGUCAAUUGAAUUUUUUUACAACUUCGUCAGAUGUCGCUGUGGAUCAUCGCAAAAAACCCUGCAGUGGCAUAGUUUUGAAUCAGGGCAAAUGUGGAAGUUGUUAUGCUUUUGCCACGACGCAAGUUUUGGACUAUAACACGUGUACCAAAUGUGGCGGAAAAGAGUCUCGUUACUCGUCGGAGCAAAAUAUCGUCGAUUGCAGUGAAAGUUAUGGCAAUAGCGGAUGCGAUGGAGGUUUGAUGGUCAAUUCCAUGCAAUUUAUCAUCGAUAAAAAAGGAAUUGAUACAAACUUAUCGUAUCCGUACGUCGCCAAAAAAGAAGAAUGUCAAGCGACAAAAGAUGAAGCUUCAAAAGACGAAAGUUCUGGUUACAAAGCGACUGGAUUUGUGAAUUUACCACAAGAUGAAGAUUCGAUCCUUGAAGCUGUCAAAGAAAGAAUUGUCUAUUGCGCUAUUAAAGUAACCGAUAAUGUUUACUCCUACGCUAAAGGAGUCUUUUCCGAUACAAUGUCCUGUCCAACCCCUUCUAUGAGACUCAACCAUGCCAUAGUGAUCGUUGGUUACGGCAAAGAUGAAGAAACGAAAAAGCCCUAUUGGAUCAUCAAAAACAGCUGGAGCGAAAAAUGGGGUGAAGAAGGAUAUUUUAGACUCGAACGAGGUUGUUGCUGCCUCGGAAUUUGCCUAAUGUGUGGAUACCCGGAGUUCGAAUGUGAUGGCGAAGGAAAAAUUGAUCCACGAAACAACGAGAGAGAGAACAGUUUAUGAUUAUUUAAACGAUUUGCGAUCCUUUUUAAUUUUUAAUGUCAACGCAUAAAGCCUUUUAUCCUCUUUUGCACAAACAGAAACACACAUGACGAACGAAAACUCGUUGUUGCAUAAUUUAAGCGCACUUACGUAAUAAUCUGACACUGGUGUAACAUAAUAAUGAACAUCACACGUACAUAUAAAAUGUUUUAGUGUUUA